UUCCAGAAUAUGUUAUUCUCGGUUGCUAACCGAUAUAUGGAACCGCCAAAGAGACCAUCUCAAGUUAAGUGGCAUUUUCCUUGCUUUAGGACCAGAGCCUCAUGUGUUAGAAAGUGCGUUGUUUUCAUCAUCUGCUUUGCGACUCACUCCCUCUUUUCCCCCAUUUGCUUUUUCGUCUCCGCUUUUGUCUGCCCCUCCCUGCCCUUUCUUCAAUAUGGAUACUUCUCACUGGCCACAGGGCAUAGGACUAGUGAAAGCUGUGGAACCCUCAAAACCAGUGCCAACAGAACGAAAGCCAAGGCCACAAAAGGAACAAGCAAUAAAUUGUCCAAGAUGCAAUUCAACAAACACAAAAUUCUGUUACUAUAACAAUUAUAGCCUUUCUCAGCCAAGGUAUUUUUGCAAAACUUGUAGAAGGUAUUGGACUGAAGGUGGUUCUUUAAGAAAUGUUCCUGUUGGUGGCGGUUCAAGAAAAAACAAAAGAUCUAGUUCCUCUUCUAAUAAUUCUUCAUCCUCCACGUCAUCAUCAUACAAAAAAAUUCCAGAUCUCACAAUUCCAACUUCUUCUCAAAACCCUAAAAUAAUAAAUGAACCGCAUGAUCUCAAUUUAGCUUUUAACCCAUCCGCUACUAGCAAUUUCAGUAACAUUUCUGAGUUUAUGGCCUUACCUUUAAUGAACCCUAAUUCCACAACUUCAUUUAUGUCCUCUAUUAUGCCACAGCUUUCGGAUUCUAAUAAUAUUAUGUACUCAUCAUCAUCAACUGGGCUACCUAAUUUGCAUGAUUUGAAGCCUACACUUAAUUUUUCUUUGGAUGGGUUUGAUAAUAAUAAUGGGUAUGGAAGUUUACAAGGAGAAACUGCUGGAGCAAAACUGUUUUUUCCUUUGGAUGAUUUGAAGAAUGUUUCAACGCCAAAUGAUGAUCAUGAGUUUGAUGAACAAAAUAGAGGGCAAGCUGCUGAAUCUCAUGGAUUUUGGAAUGGAAUGUUGGGCGGAGGAUCAUCUUGGUAAUUAAAUUAAUUAAAGCAGCUGCAGAGAAAAAGGAAAGAAAUAGAAGGUGGUGUUUUUCUGUUUGUUUUUAAGUUAAUUUUUAUAGGCUGAGUGACAUGUUUAGUUGCUUUCCAGUAUAAUUAAAACUUCUACUACUGCUACUACUACUAACAGAAUGGCUAUAUUGUGUUAUUUCUUUUUGACCCUCCUUUUGUUUGAGCUAUGAAACUUCUCUUUCGUUUGCAUUGCUUUGAA
Nicotiana tabacum (common tobacco) is the source of this 1243-nucleotide messenger RNA. NCBI's taxonomy places the organism in Eukaryota, Viridiplantae, Streptophyta, Magnoliopsida, Solanales, Solanaceae. The record is from RefSeq and is a predicted model, not a curated record.